Nematolebias whitei (Rio pearlfish) is the source of this 2172-nucleotide messenger RNA. RefSeq names its product SAC1 like phosphatidylinositide phosphatase a (gene sacm1la). The transcript is spliced from 20 exons. The record is from RefSeq and is a predicted model, not a curated record. Gene Ontology annotation, biological process: phosphatidylinositol dephosphorylation. NCBI's taxonomy places the organism in Eukaryota, Metazoa, Chordata, Actinopteri, Cyprinodontiformes, Rivulidae. Gene Ontology annotation, molecular function: phosphatidylinositol-4-phosphate phosphatase activity. The coding region runs from base 50 to 1810 and encodes 586 amino acids. Gene Ontology annotation, cellular component: endoplasmic reticulum.
GCGCGCGUUGCUGUGCUGACGUCACUGGGGUCAGCUAGACGGAAGGAAAAUGGCGACGGUCUAUGAGAGAUACAAUUUGCACACCACCCCUGAGAAGUUCUUCAUCGAGGCCUGUGAUGAAGGAGCAGAUGCUGUGCUGGCAAUUGACAGGGUCUCUAACGAGAUGAUCCUGACAGGUAGAAAGGAUAUUCCUACGUCAGCAGUUACCAGGCCCAUUUGUGGUAUCAUGGGAACUAUUCGCCUGGUGGCAGGGAUGUACCUGAUUGUCAUCACCAGGAAGAGGAACGUGGGCAGCCUCCUGGGCCACUCUGUGUGGAAGGCUGUGGACUUUGAUGCUAUCUCUUACAAGAAGACGGUUCUGCAUCUGUCAGAGAUCCAGUCCCAGGAGAAUAAGACCUUCCUGUCCAUGAUUAGCAACGUGCUGACCACAGAUGGAUUCUACUUCUGCACGGACUUCGACCUAACGCACACGCUGCAGCGGCUGGCCAACACCAGUCCAGAUUUCCAGGAAAUGAGUCUGCUUGAGAGGGCUGAUCAGAGGUUUGUGUGGAACGGCAACCUGCUGAGGGAGCUGGCCGGGCAGCCAGAGCUGCACAGGUUCGCCCUCCCUGUUGUUCAUGGAUUCAUCGUGAUGAAACCGUGUCGAAUAAACGGGAAAAUCUUUGAGUGGAUCCUCAUUUCCAGGAGAAGCUGCUUCCGGGCCGGCGUCAGGUACUACGUGAGAGGCAUCGACUCUGAAGGCCACGCUGCUAAUUUUGUGGAGACUGAGCAAAUAGUUUUAUAUGAGGGUGCAAAGGCUUCAUUUGUACAGACUCGAGGCUCGAUGCCCUUUUACUGGAGUCAGAGGCCCAACCUGAAAUACAAACCCAAACCUAUCAUCAGCAAAUCUAUGAAUCAUAUGGAUGGUUUCCAGAGGCAUUUCGACUCUCAGAUUCUCAUCUAUGGAAAACAAACUGUCCUGAACCUGGUGAAUCAGAAAGGUUCGGAGAAGCCACUAGAGCAGACAUUUGCUAAGAUGUCCUCUGGUCUGGGCAAUGGUUUGCUCAAUUACCUGGCCUUUGACUUCCACAAAGAGUGCAGCCACAUGAGGUGGGACCGACUCCAGAUCUUAGUGGAUGCUGUCGCAGAGGCGCAGGAGGAAUAUGGUUACUUCAUUGUGAACUCUGAGGGAAAGAUAAUGACCCAACAGAAAGGAGUUUUCCGCAGUAACUGCAUGGACUGCCUGGACAGGACCAAUGUCAUCCAGAGCCUUCUGGCCCGACGCUCGCUGCAGACUCAGCUUCAGAGGAUGGGGGUUCUUAAUGUGGGUCAACGCAUCGAAGAGCAGGCCGAAUUUGAGAAGAUCUACAAAAACGCAUGGGCUGACAAUGCCAAUGCAUGCGCUGUGCAAUACGCUGGAACUGGAGCCCUAAAAACAGAUUUCACAAGGACAGGGAAGAGGACCAGGUGGGGGCUUCUGAUGGAUGGUUGGAACUCCAUGAUCCGCUACUACAAAAAUAACUUUUCAGAUGGUUUCAGACAGGAUUCCAUUGACCUGUUUCUGGGCAACUUUGCUGUCGAUGAGUCUGAUGGACCCACUCCUCUCCGUGUGCAGAAGGACUGGAAGUUCCUAACACUGCCCAUAGUUAUGGUGGUUGCAUUUUCUAUGUGCAUCGUCUGCCUUCUUAUGGCUGGGGAAACCUGGACGGAAACUCUGGCGUACGUCAUGUUCUGGGGGGCGGCCAGCGCCAUCACAGCCACGAUCAUCUUGUUCAACGGCCAAGACUUUGUAGACGCCCCGAAACUGGUUCACAAGGAGAAGAUGGACUGAGUGUGUGUGUAGCUGUGUGUGUGUGUGUGUGCCGUUUCCUCCUCCGAUCUCAACUCAUCUGCUGCCUCCUUUGUUUUUUUAAUCGUCUGUCGACAAAUUGAACUUUUACAUUUAAACACGUCCCUCUGGAUUCUGGUUUUCAUUGUGUUGAUCGUCAGUGAACAAAAUAUAUAAACUGUACAAUCCUACUGUACAGAAACGAUUCUGAUCUUUAUUUUCUUUUGAUUAGUCAUUUUUUUUCUAUUGUUACAUGACUUUUCAUAAAACGUGUGGGACUCAGACUUCAUCAAAUAAAAGUGUUUAUUGUACUUCUUUAAGGAGAACACUAAUAAGCGUGUGCACAUUACGAGAUCUGAAUGUAA